Umbelopsis ramanniana AG is the source of this 939-nucleotide messenger RNA. RefSeq lists its product as uncharacterized. Bases 77 to 889 code for a protein of 270 amino acids. Gene Ontology annotation, molecular function: oxidoreductase activity, acting on the CH-OH group of donors, NAD or NADP as acceptor. The transcript has 4 exons. NCBI's taxonomy places the organism in Eukaryota, Fungi, Mucoromycota, Umbelopsidomycetes, Umbelopsidales, Umbelopsidaceae. The record is from RefSeq and is a predicted model, not a curated record.
CGAUACUUCCAGUACUAAUAAAUAAGCUACAAACUGACGAACCCAGCCUGGCCCCACUUGACUCUAUCAUCUCGCUAUGACUACUGCGACCACCGAAAGAAGUUUCAACGUUAGUGACGCACUCAAGCUAACUGGAAGAGUUUGCGUAGUGACCGGUGCAGCCAGUGGUAUGGGAUAUGAAAUUGUUCGCGGAUUUGCACAGUCGGAUGCCCGUGGAAUCGCUAUGAUCGACAUAAACGAUGACCUUGGUGAAAAGGUCCGUGGCGAGCUCUCAGCAGAAUUUCCCAACGUAACAUUCAAAUACUACCAUUUGAAUAUCAGUGAAUAUGAAGAUGUACAAAAAAUCUAUGCACAGAUUGUUGAGGAUUUUGGCGAAAUAAAUGUGCAAGUCAGUUGCGCCGGAAUAGCAGGCUAUACCGCCGCCGUCGAUCAUACACCCGAGACUUGGCAUAAAGUAUUGAAUGUCAACUUGCACGGAACCUUUUGGACGGCACAGGCUGCUGGCAGACAAAUGAUUAAGCAGAACAAAGGCGGUUCAAUCAUUAUCAUUGGUUCAAUUUCAGCACAUGUUGUGAAUCGACCGGAUUUCCAACCCGGGUUGAGCAAUUACUGUAUUUCCAAGGGCGCUUGCGUGCAAAUGGCCAAAGUACUGGGUGUGGAAUGGGCGCAACACAAUAUCCGCGUUAACAGUCUGUCACCUGGAAAUAUGAAGACUCCUCUGGCUCCUACCGACGAGAAGUCCAUCAACUUUUUCAAUCACUACACCCCCCUUGGUCGCAUGGGUGCAGCAUGGGAAGUAGCUGGUGCAGCUGUAUAUUUGGCCAGUGAUGCUUCCUCUUUCCAAACCUCCACCGAUAUUCUGGUUGAUGGUGGACUUGUACAUUGGUAAAUUUGGACCGACCAACACAUGUAAUAAAAACAAAACGCAAAAUAAGACAC